Molecule: messenger RNA, 2185 nt
Organism: Vigna umbellata (rice bean)
Lineage: Eukaryota; Viridiplantae; Streptophyta; Magnoliopsida; Fabales; Fabaceae
Product: phosphoadenosine phosphosulfate (PAPS) reductase family protein
Biological process (GO): FAD biosynthetic process
Molecular function (GO): FMN adenylyltransferase activity
Source: RefSeq, a predicted model, not a curated record
UUUUAUGGUUUUGGCAGAAGAGUGUGACUCUGGAUCCAGUUCUUAAAUUUCGUGGGAGCAGCUACUACCUUUUUCCUGCGCUGCGCUGAGACACCACAACGUAGAUAAGAAAGAAUCCAUCCAUCAUUGUUUCUGUUUUGUUGUUUUGUUCUAUUAUCUCAUUCUCACAUAUCACAUAACCAACCAACUAACAGCAUUCUGCCAAUUCCUCCCAAAUAUCUCAUAUCUCACUCCAAUCCAACCCUUUUUGAGAACGCCACAAUUAUUCAUUCAAUCACUUCUCACCCAUUUCAACUUUCUUCACUCUCGCUCCACCCCUUCUCCAAUUCGCUUCAAGGUUUUUCAAUAUGGAGAUCGAUAGAGCAAUCAGAGAGUGUGACGAUCGAAGACUUCAGACCAAGUACAAGAACGCUACCUAUGUUGUUCAGAGAGCUUUGACUCUUUAUUCUAUUGAAGAGGUUGCAUUCAGCUUCAAUGGAGGAAAAGAUUCAACAGUUUUGUUGCACAUACUCAGGGCUGGCUAUUUCUUGCAUAAAAAGGGGCAAAAUAGUGUCAAUGGGGAUUUCCAAGAUUUUCCAAUUCGAACAAUAUAUUUCGAGAGCCCUUGUGCAUUCCCAGAAAUAAACUCAUUUACCUAUGAUACUGCCGCUACAUAUGGUUUGCAAAUCGACACCAUUAGCUUAGAUUUCAAAUCUGGUUUGGAGGCUUUGCUAAAGGAAAAGCCAAUUCGGGCUAUCUUCCUUGGAGUUCGAAUUGGAGACCCCACUGCGGUUGGUCAAGAACAAUUCUCCCCAAGUUCACCUGGGUGGCCACCUUUCAUGAGGGUGAAUCCCAUUUUAGAUUGGUCAUACAGAGAUGUGUGGGCCUUCCUUUUAACUUGCAAGGUGAACUAUUGCAGCCUUUAUGAUCAAGGUUAUACUUCAAUUGGUAGUAUACACGACACAGUUCCCAACUCAUUAUUGUCCGUCAGCAAUUCUUCCUACAAAUUCAAACCUGCAUAUUUACUUGCUGAUGGAAGAUUAGAGAGAGCUGGGAGGGCUAAAAGGCCAUCUUCUACUGGUGGACAACUUCCUGUGGAUAGCAAUGGUUUGACUGGCGUGGAUUCACAUAAAAAUAGCAUGCUCACAGCAUCAAUCAUUGCUGUGGGGGAUGAGAUUUUGUUUGGCAUUGUUGAAGAUCAGUUGGGCCCUUAUUUGUGUAGGAAGCUUCAUUCGAUUGGUUGGUCUGUGUUUAAACUUUCUGUUGUGCACAACAAUAUAGAUUCUGUAGCUGAAGAAGUUGAGCGACAAAAAUCUAAAAGUGAUAUGGUAUUUAUAUAUGGAGGUGUAGGUCCACUGCAUUCAGAUGUUACCAUAGCAGGCAUUGCAAAAGCUUUUGGUGUUCGUUUGGCUCCUGAUGAAGAAUUUGAAGAGUAUCUCAGGCAUAUAAUUGGUGACCAGUGUACUGGCGACAGGAAUGAGAUGGCUCAAUUGCCUGAGGGCAUAACUGAAUUAUGGCAUCAUGACAAAUUGUCUGUGCCCUUGAUCAAGUGCCAAAAUGUAAUAAUUCUUAGUGCAACAAAUGUUUCGGAGCUGGAAAAGCAGUGGGACUGUUGGAUUGAAUUAGCAAAAUCUAGUGACCUACUAGCAUUGCUGGAACCAUAUGUAUCAAAGCACGCGGCAACCAAUUUGUCAGAUGUUGAAAUUGCUCAACCUCUGUCAAAGCUUUGCCUUGAAUUUCCUGAUCUUUAUAUUGGUUGUUACCGCAAAGCCAGAUAUGGAUCUCUUAUUGUUAGCUUCAAAGGAAAGGACCUAGCACGCAUUGAUUCAGCUAUAAAAGCAUUGCACAAGAAGUUUCAACCUGGUGCAUUCAUUGAGAUGAACUAAGAUGAUAUUGUAAAUGUUAUGCUUCGUAUCUUUUGGAUGCCAACAGAAUGAAAACCUUUCAUGGGAUUGAAUCUUAUCAUUCUGAUAUUACUAAGAUGCAUUGGGAUACAGAUGGAGCGGGAAGAAAAUCAAGGGUGCUGCUGUGUUGGUAGAAGAAAGAACAAUGGUACAAGCAGGUGGCUGGAGAUUCAAUUCUAUUGCCAUUCACAGCACUUUUUACUUCUUCAUGGGGGCAUGGACAACCUAUUUAUUAUUGUAGAAUUGUUAUUAAAUUAUCUCAACUUGCAGCAGCAGCUUUUACAAAUAUAAAGUUUUCUUCA